Molecule: messenger RNA, 758 nt
Organism: Belonocnema kinseyi
Lineage: Eukaryota; Metazoa; Arthropoda; Insecta; Hymenoptera; Cynipidae
Exons: 3
Coding region: 1-630 (209 amino acids)
Molecular function (GO): sequence-specific DNA binding
Source: RefSeq, a predicted model, not a curated record
AUGGACAGUUUUUCGUCCCUAACGCGUACCCGAAACAGUGGGUGCGUAGCUGCAAACUGCACCCACAGAAGCGAACAAGGUUUUCGUGUAUUUCGUUUUCCUUCAGACCCUAAUCGCCGUAAAAAGUGGUUGAAUAAUAUACGAAGAAAGGAAUGGACACCGACUAAUUCUUUGUGCCUUUGCGAAGUAAUCGAAGAAUCGAAUUCUUUCACGAUAGACAUUCAUUACAUCAUUUUAAUUUCAUUACAGGUCCAUUUCGAAGAAUCGCAGUUCGAUAAUAAAAGGGUGGAUGGACUAAAAAAACUGAAACCGAUCGUUGUACCAACUUUGUUCGAUGUUCCAAAUCCACCUCCGAAAAUUGAUCCUGCACCCAGAAAUUCGUUGUACAAAAUCGUGAAAAAGGCAAAUACCACAAUGGCCAUUCAUGAACUCGAAAAACUCAACCAAGAUGGUACUUUUGUUAAUGUAUCGUUGAAUUAUCACCAGCAGAAUGUUUAUCAGAAAAAAAGAGGUCCUCACGUCGCAGCGAUCACAGUGACCACUCUUACUCCAAGAAUCCAGAGGUGGAAAAAGCACCUGAAAUUGUGGACAAUGCAUUCCACCACGGCGACGAUCAGCCUUGCCCAAUAACCAACAAAACACAAAACGAAACUGUGGAACGGUCUGAAGCAGAAACUCUCAAUGGGCCAGAAAUCGUCCUUUAUGUUUCUAGGGCUGCAGAAAAUACUUCGACCACUUUGGAAAAUCAGAUGCAAAGU